Molecule: messenger RNA, 2433 nt
Organism: Chiloscyllium plagiosum (whitespotted bambooshark)
Lineage: Eukaryota; Metazoa; Chordata; Chondrichthyes; Orectolobiformes; Hemiscylliidae
Gene: shdb
Product: Src homology 2 domain containing transforming protein D, b
Molecular function (GO): phosphotyrosine residue binding
Source: RefSeq, a predicted model, not a curated record
CAAGCGUAAAAAUAACGAACAAGAAAUUCUGUGGAGUUUCCCCUUGUUAGUGAAUUGGCUAGCCGUUCGCUCAAUGGCUUUUGUUCAACGGCUGAAGUUUAUUCUUUUGUUGUUUUGUGUCGGCCAAACGAACUGCGUGCCCCGGGUGUUCCUGCACCUUUAACUAAGAGAGGAAAGCCAGUUGUGGGCGAUUGCUGGACAUUUCACACCUUGGGGCUACACAGACACAGAGAGAGACAUGCAGCUCCAGAAAACAGCCCCGCCGAUCUGAUUGCACAGCCAAGCCCCCCUUCUCCCAGAGGUCCCUCUCACUCACUUCAAACUGCAGCUGGCAAACAGUGCGUUCGAUUCCCAGCCCCUCCGGUUUCAGUGGAACGGGGAAAGGGGGGGGGGCAAGGACAGUGGAAGAGGGGGGAGAAAUUAAUGCAAAAGCUCCAGAUUACCAGAAACAGUCAGUUUCAGAGCGGCUCUCCGGCGCUAGGCAUGGCCAAGUGGCUGAGGGAUUAUUUGAGUUUCGGGAGCCGCCGUCUCCCUCCCCAGCCUCCCAAACCCGACUACACUGAGAGUGAGAUCCUGAAAGCCUACCGAGCCCAGAGGAACCUGGACUUCGAGGAUCCGUACGAGGAGAGUGAGAGCAGAGGCCGGGCUCCAGACGCUGAACACUCACUGGGAGUCUCUCCCCAGCACCAGAAACCUGCUAGCCCCGAUAUCAAGUAUGUUUCCCCCAAACACCGCCUUAUUAAAGUGGACAGCACUGAGCUGGGUAACAGGGCAAAGAUACUGAGCACAGAGGAGCCGAAGGGCAAGUCUGAGACUACUCUGGCUGAUGACGAUUAUUCCGACCCAUUUGAUAUCCGACAUGAAUCCAGAGGAGAGAUGAAUGAUAAAGAAGAAAUUGAGAACAAUGGCUACAUGGAGCCAUACGAAGCACAGAGAGUUAUAGCAGAGUUCCAGAGAAAAGGAGACAAGAAACGUGGAAAAGGUCUCCAGCUCUAUGACACACCCUAUGAGCCCCAGGAAAAUGACGCCGAGUCAGACACGGAGAACGCAGCCGGUCAGAAGAUUCGGGAGAGCCGGCUUCCUCAAGAUGAUGAACGACCUGCCGAUGAGUACGAUCAGCCCUGGGAGUGGAAAAAGGACCACAUCUCGAAAGCUUUUGCAGUAGAGAUUAAGGAAAUUAAAGAGCUCCCUUGGCCCCCUCCUGUGGGACAGCUAGACGAUGACUCAGUGAGCGAUGAAGUCCAGUUUGAUAGCUGUGAUUGGGACCGCUCAUCUCCUUCUGCCAAGGACCGAUUGAGACAACAGAAACAGCUCAGCCCGUUGGCUGCAGGCUCAAAAUACAGCAAGCCACAGACUCCAGAACACAGCUCGACAAUGCCUGAGAGGGUGGACCCUACCCUCCCAUUAGAGAAACAAGUGUGGUACCAUGGAGCCAUCAGCCGAGCAGAUGCUGAGAAUUUGCUCAUGUUGUGUAAGGAGUGCAGUUACCUAGUGAGAAACAGUGAGACCAGCCGGAAUGACUACUCCCUAUCAUUAAGAAGCAGCCAAGGAUACAUGCAUAUGAAAUUCAGCAAAACAAAAGACUGCAAGUACAUUCUCGGCCAGAACAGCCCACCAUUUGACAGUAUUCCAGAGGUCAUAAACCACUACACGAGCCACAAGCUGCCAAUUAAAGGGGCUGAACAUCUCUCCUUGCAGUUUCCUGUGAUGGUACAAACACUGUGACUGGACCACAGGCAAGCUGCCUGAAGCAUGGCAGUGAAAUGGAAAACAAAUCUGUGUGGGGAUAACGAAGAAGGCUAAUCUUAAUGGAAUGUCAACAAGCAUUUCAGUUAACCUGGCUUACGAUACUGAAUUGAAUACAGCGCAGAGCUCCAAGUCUGGCUGUGAUGUAAUUACAGGCCAGAGCUGUUGGCAAACACAUUUCCUGGGACUCUGUUUCAAACAUUGUGGUGAAUUGGAUCAUGAAUGUCACUGAACUCACAUGUGUAAGGCUGUGGUCACUCAUUUAACUUGGGGAAUAUGUGGAAUUAAUCUUAUUUUUCCAGUGGGUCUGCCACCCCUCUCCUCCUCAAUACAACACAACAAGCCCCUGCCAUUCUCUAUACAUCACCCAAGUGGGCAUGUGUGCCAGCCUCAUUGCUGCAUUUAGGCUGCUUGUUUCUUCAUGAGGACAUCAUCAGCAUAGCUUCAUCUGACAUCUUGCGUUCACGCAGAAAGGGGUGAGAGUUGCUGGUUAGUGACCUGGAGAGGCAUAUCCAUGAUUGGAGCAGCCCCUGCCAUCUCCUGGCACAAGGGACAUUGAAGUCAAGUGCUAUGCCCUACCCUGUUGAGCUUGCCUUUCUUAGCACCAACCAGGGAUCGAACUUGGGAUAUUUCUGGUCUUUGUGACUCAAUACCACACUGUACAGUUCUCCAGUCAAAUGAAAUAUU